AUGUGGUCGUGGAUGGGUCCUUCAGCUGUACUGACGGGAGAGGAGCCUGGGCAGUGGUGGCUAAGGAUGCACGGGGAAGAACUUUUAGAGAGCAAUCAAGGAGAUGUUGGGCAUUGGACCCGUUACAGUGAAGCUUUGUUGAGCUCUGCAGAAAUGAGCUUUAGUGUUUGUGCCGUGAGGUUUUCCAGCUCAAGUACUGACAUUCUCGCAACUGCUCUUGAUCCUUCCAGUCCAUUCAGUAGACACAACAAAUGCCAGUUUGUGGAUAAGCGGAGAACUUACUUGCAAAAAGGUCAAAAGAGAUUAAACGUCUGUGCUUAUUAUGGUCUUAGAAGCCCACCUUACAAGCUUGAUGCUCUUGAACCACAUAUGAGCCGACGGACAAUUGAAACGCAUUGGGGAUAUCAUCAUCGUAACUAUGUGGAUUCUUUGAACAAGCAGCUUGAGAAGGACGAUAAAUUAUAUGGUUGUACAUUGGAUGAACUUAUUAAAGUUACUUACAAUAAUGGAAACCCAUUACCCGAAUUCAACAAUGCUGCCCAGGUCUGGAACCAUGAUUUCUUCUGGGAAUCCAUGCAACCAGGUGGAGGUAAAUUCCCGAUAAUGGGUCUACUUCAGCAGAUUGAAAAGGAUUUUGGUUCAUUUACCAAUUUCAGAGAAAAGUUCAUCGAUGCAGCCAUCAAAUUAUUUGGCUCUGGUUGGGUUUGGCUAGUUGUGAAAAGAGAAGAAAAACGUUUGGCAAUUGUCAAGACGGCCAAUGCAGUCAACCCUCUCGUGUGGAAUGACAUUCCCCUCCUCAAUUUAGACGUAUGGGAGCAUGCUUAUUAUCUGGACUACAAGAAUGACAGAGCCAAGUAUGUAAAUGUAUUCAUGGAUCACCUGGUUUCCUGGGAUGCAGUAAUGGCACGCAUGGCUCGAGCUCAAGCUUUUGUUAAUCUAGGCGAGCCCAAAAUUCCUGUUGCAUAG
Messenger RNA from Oldenlandia corymbosa var. corymbosa, 966 nucleotides. NCBI's taxonomy places the organism in Eukaryota, Viridiplantae, Streptophyta, Magnoliopsida, Gentianales, Rubiaceae. The record is from the annotation of a GenBank genome assembly.